Molecule: messenger RNA, 303 nt
Organism: Ambispora leptoticha
Lineage: Eukaryota; Fungi; Glomeromycota; Glomeromycetes; Archaeosporales; Ambisporaceae
Source: the annotation of a GenBank genome assembly
AUGUCACAUAAUAAACUACCAACCAACGAAGACAUUUUUGAGCCUUUAAAUUCUCGCAAGUGCAAAAUACGGGAAAAAUGGUGUCAUGGUGACGACCAACACCCCUUGUAUCGCGAUCUUGAUAAUAAAAAAAGAAGAUUUGGCUUUCGAAUAAGUUUUAGCUUAGUGAAAAACGUUCUAAAGGAAAAACUGUGUGGUCAACGUCGUAGUAUAUUGGUGGUAGUACCUGGAACGAUACUCCAGACUGUGUGGAAAGCCAAGCGGGUUGAAUUGGAAGGCCGAAGUAACGAAGACCCCGUAUAA